Malassezia japonica is the source of this 2094-nucleotide messenger RNA. RefSeq names its product lysophospholipase. Gene Ontology annotation, cellular component: cytosol. Gene Ontology annotation, molecular function: A2-type glycerophospholipase activity. The transcript has a single exon. Lineage: Eukaryota; Fungi; Basidiomycota; Malasseziomycetes; Malasseziales; Malasseziaceae. The coding region runs from base 1 to 2094 and encodes 697 amino acids. The record is from RefSeq and is a predicted model, not a curated record. Gene Ontology annotation, biological process: glycerophospholipid catabolic process.
AUGCGGUGGACCCUGUGGGCUCUGGUGAGCGCUUGUCUGCUGGCGAGUCAGGUGGCAGCUUAUACGCGCGAUGCCGAUGGUGCCGAGCACUUUUCGCGCGAGGACCUCGCGGCGAUGCUCCCUGAGGAGCAGCGCCGCGACCUGCGCGCCGCGCUCAUUGCGGCCCGUAUGCGCACCGAUGCCGAGCGUGCGUUUACGCGCCGUUGGUCGCCGACCAAGACCUAUGCGCCGGCCAAGGUGCCGUGCCCCGCUCUGCCUCAAGGCGACAACUUUGUAGGCUACAUCCGCAACGCGUCGAACGACGCGAUCGGUCCCGAGGAGCAAGACUACUUGAAGCGCCACCGCGCCGCCACGCAGGACGGCUGGAAGGCCUGGCUGAAGCAGGCCGGCCUCGACGGCAACGGCGGCAUCCCGGGCGGUGUGGACCAGUACGUCUCGAACGGCAACCAGCCCAAGGUGGGUAUUGCGAUCAGCGGUGGUGGCUACCGUGCGAUGCUGCACGGUGUCGGUGUUGUCCAGGGUCUCGACGGCCGUAACAAGACGGCGACGGACCGCAAGAUCGGUGGCUUCUUCCAGCUCGUCGACUACGUCGCGGGCCUGUCGGGCGGCUCGUGGGCUACCGGCUCGAUGGCGCUCAACAACUGGCCGACGACGCAGGAGCUUUUGCAGCACAUCUUCGACCUCGAGUCGAACCUCGUGCUCCCUGAGGACGGCAAGACGAAGCUGUACGUCGACCUUUUCCGCGACGUCGACGACAAGAAGGACGCAGGGUACCCUACGGCGAUCACCGACUUUUGGGGCCGUGCGCUGUCCUACCACCUCGUGAACCAGUCAGCCUACCCCAGCCAGGGCCAGGCGACGACGUUCUCGGACAUUGUGAACGUGACGCGCUUCCAGGAUGCCUCCUAUCCCUUCCCGGUCGUCCUGACGAUUGGCCGUGACCCGAAGGAGCUGAUGGUGAACCCGAACGCGACCUACUUUGAGUUUACCCCGUACGAGUUCGGCUCGUGGCAGCCGUCGAUGCAGGCCUUUAUGCCGGUCGGCUACGUCGGCAGCCAGCUCAAGGGCGGCCAGAUCGCGUCGGACGACAAGACGUGCGUUUCGGGCUUCGAAAACUUUGGCUUUGUGGUGGGCUCGAGCAGCACGCUCUUCAACGCGGCCUACCUCAAGAUGCUCCAGUCGAACUCGACGAGCAUCACGGCCGGCAUCGUGAAGUCGAUCCUUUCCGACCUGAACCUGGAACACAACGACAUUGCGGGCGUGCCGAACCCGUUCAUCAACUACCGCCCUGAUACGAACGAGUUCAACACGCAGGAGUACAUCGACCUCGUCGACGGUGGUGAGGCGAACCAGAACAUUCCUUUGGAGCCGCUCUACCAGUCGGCGCGUGGCCUCGACAUGGUCAUGGCCGUCGACGGCUCGGGCGACGUGACCAACUGGCCGAACGGCACGGGCCUCGUCGAGACGCGCAAGCGCAUGAACCUCACCGAGUUCAAGUCGCAGAAGUUUGUCGAGGUGCCUGAUAUCAACACGAUUGUCAACCAGGGCCUCAACACGCGCCCGUCCUUCUUUGGCUGCAGCAACAGCUCCGAUGCGAACCAGGCGCCGCUGCUCGUGUACAUGCCGAGCUACCCCUACUCGUACUGGUCGAACACGUCGACCUUCCAGCUCGAGUACAACACGAGCGACGCACAGCAGUUUGUCGACAACAGUGUCGACGUCGCGACGAUGAAGGGCGAGAUGGCCGACUGGCCCGAGUGCCUGGCGUGCGCCUCGCUGCAGCGCGGUAUGCAGCGCAGCAAGACGACCUUCCCCGACAAGUGCAAGCAGUGCUUCUCGCGCUACUGCUGGAACGGCGAGUACAACACCACCCAGCCCGGCAACUACACGCCCGCCAUCGGCCUGCCCGACUUUGUGACGUCCAACGGCACGAAGCUCGUCGAGCCCAAGGUGACCGGCGCCAACGAGUCGAGCCAGGGCCUCGGUGAUAUCUUUGGCGAGCGCGGCCCCCCGAGCGGCGCCGCGGGCCUCGUGGCCUACACGCCGUACGCAGUCGCAACGGUGAUGGCCGCGGUGGCGACGGCCCUGCUUUAG